Messenger RNA from Leptonychotes weddellii (Weddell seal), 3203 nucleotides. It is a transcript of the gene C6H10orf62, whose product is annotated as chromosome 6 C10orf62 homolog. NCBI's taxonomy places the organism in Eukaryota, Metazoa, Chordata, Mammalia, Carnivora, Phocidae. The record is from RefSeq and is a predicted model, not a curated record.
AAAUGUGUUAGAUGCCUCUGGGAAAAAAAUAGAGGGGCCCAGGCCUGUUUCUACCCUGAGAGGCUCUGGAUAUAAUUUGGGAUUGUGGGCCAGGCUUUCCACUGUCUGUACCUACAGAGAGCCUGGCCAGGUGGCCCACCUGCUCAUCAUCUAAACUGUGCCCAUUUAACCAGGGCUCAGGGGGAGGGGGGAGAAUUCUGAGCUUGCAGGUGUGUCACUGAGGCACGAGGUAGCAGCCCCCAUCCUGGAAUGGCCUCUGGGAUCUGGCAUCUGUUGAAGACCCCUGUCCUAUCUGCUCUGCCUUCUCAGCCCACUGUUGUCUCCUCUCAGUUGUGACCUCAUGUUAUUCUAGAAUGAGCUCCUUCCCGGGCCCCUUUCCUUCUGGACCCUGCUCUGUAAAGGGGUUGGGGCUGCACAUGUGCCAAGCUGGCAGCAGGGGUGGGCCCUGAAUGAAAGGAGACACCAACGUCAGGCAGCCUGGAAUGGAUGCCUGGAAUGGAAGGACCCCUUCAGCCGUGGUCGGCGCACCUGCCCCCUGGGGGCCACUGGAUGGAGAGGGAGAGAAACCAAAGAUUGGAAAAGAAGGAUUGAGUUGCAGAAUGGGUCACAAGCAGAAGGCAGAAGGGACUCAGAAUUGGGGAAGCUGCUUUUCCACUGACCUCGGGGACAGCUGUCAGGGUGGGAGACGGGACUUGGGCCUCAGGAAACGGCCUGCCAGGUUGGACGUGAGGGAUGCUGUGGCCUCUCCCCGCCCCGCCCCCCUAGCCACCUUCCUCACAAUGGGGUUCAUUGCUGAGGUGGGAGGGGCAUCCUAGGAAGGGUCCAGCUGGUGGCCUGCCCGCCAGACAGCCUCGGGGAACCUGCCCUUUCAAGCAUGAACCAUACCAUCCGGGCUCCCCCACUCCCAGUGUGCUCUUAGCUCUGCCUGCCUGGCUUAGGGUCCUGGAGGCCUUCUUGGAGCUCAUCCAGCAACCAUCAUGCAAGGUGGUGCUGGGGGCUGCCCUCUUACUCGGCGGUGGAGGCCUCAUGCUGUGGAUUCAGAGGAGGAGGAGAAGGAAGACAUCCCCUGCUCCUGCCCAGGAGGAGCAGGGGCCACCCGAAGGUCACCAAGCAAAGAAUGAGAACUGGAUUAAAUCUCACUUUAGCCGCCUUUCGGAAGAGAAGCUGGCCGCCAGCAGCAGCACCCCCCCUGCCCCCGAGAGUGGCCGUGGGGCGGCCAGCACCACGGUGCGCACAGAGACCUUCGCCACCGGGCAAGGAGAGGUGGGCGCAGCUCUGCACCGGCAGUCCUUCACCAGCAAGCAGAGGUUGUCUGGCUCCUCGCUGACCAGAGAGACCCAGAGGGAGUCUGGAAAAUCCUCGUCCACGGAUGCGGCCACCUGGGCUGCUGUGGCUGCCUGUACCAAGGAGAUUGACAACCUGGGACAGCAGCUGGCUCAUUCCAUGUUGCAGCGUGCCAUGAUUUACCAGAACUCAGGCCACCUGGAGUCCAAAGACAUCAACCAGGAGGAGCUGAAGGCCCUCGAGGAGGUGGAGUUGAAGCUGAAGGGGAAUUUCCUCACUCAGCGAGAAACCGCGGUAGCCGGCAUGAACCACACACACACCUUCCAUGGCCACGGUCCCCACGGCCACCAGGGGUAUCCGAGCCACCAGAGCCACAGUCUGUCCAACCGCAGCCAACACACCUACCACCCCUUUGAAGCCACGACCUAACCACAGAUGGAGACGCCCCUUCCCCCGACAGGGCUGGCACACAAAUGUGGGCCUGUUUUCUCUCCUGUGGGGCAACCCGUGUGGCCCAGGGUGAGAGGCUGCCGCCCAACACCCUUCUUCCUCAGCCCCCCACGGGGCUCCUGGGCCCCUUCAAGUCUUGUGAGUAGGGUCUGUCACGGAGAAUGGCUCCCGACGGAGGGGCAGGUGGAAGGAAGGGAAGCAGCCGAGACACACGCCUGGGCCCCUGAAGACCCACCGAGAGAAGACAGGCGAGGCAGAUCCCAGGAGCAGCUGAGAGCCCCCAGACUGACGCCAAAUGCCUGGAACUGAGCCAAUAAAGCCUUGUAUACCCUCAUUCUGAGUCUGGGGGGCUCUGUGGCCAGCCUCAGGACUGGGCGGGGAUACGGGGAGAGGGUUCCGCUCCCACAGUCCUCUUCGUGUGGCCCUUGGCUUGGGCUUUUUGCUGGGCUGAUUCAAGACUCCAUAAAUCAGCUUCCCCGGGUCUCAGGUUCUGGGGAUGGGACGUCUCCCGGGAGCUCAGCACCCACCAACCCGCUGUUGGCCAGGGAAGGAGGAAGCGGCCAGGUGUUGAGAGGUGGGGGGAGAGACAGGCUUUCAGAAGCUAGUAAGCAAGGUGGGGUGUGGGUCUCCUGUCCUCUUGGUGUCAUCUUCACCCUAUCUCCUGCUGCUCGAGUCGUGUGGCCUCCUGCACUGCAGUGCUCUCUCCCUGCCCCACCUGCUUUCCGGGGCCGCUGGGAUCCCCAUUAAUGCCUCCCCCGCCUACCUUCAGAGCUGUUGUGCCAUAUACUCUCUCUUCCUGUUUAUGCUGCUGGUACUACGGAUUAGUAGUAUUACUAGUACUACCAGCAGCUCCCUCUUUUUUUUUUUCUUUUCAGUUUUUAGUAUGUGCCAUGUUCUAUGUUAAGUGUUACAGCACAGUCCCAUGGAGACAGUAUUGCGUUACCUCCGUUCUGCAGAUGAGACACCUGAGGCUCAGAGCUGUAAUUCACCUGACAGGGCAUGGACAGUAAGUGGUGGAGUUAGAGCCCCGCUCUGGCCGACUCCAAAGCUCAGACCCCAAGUCCCUGCCUUGUGCUGCCCCCUAGAGGUGGCCCUCCAGGGGGCUCCCUCUCUCAUGCUUACCUCUGCCCUCUUACCACAUGUCCUGACUCUCUGUGCCCUCCCUCAAGCCCGGGACUUCCCCUGCCUCCUCUUCCUGGGUCCCAAGAAGCCGUUUCUGGGGCAAGGGGGGACCUCCAGUAAGGGGCUUAAAGGGAGGCAGCUCUGUCUCCCAUGAAAGUUGAGAGAAGUCAGCUACACCACACUGUCUAACCCCCAGUGGCUCCUUUACAUAGAAAUGUACCAUUGGCAUCUGGGAUGAACUUACCAGUGUUUCCCAGCCUGUGGGCCUCAAACUUCCCAGAAGAAGGCGCCCAGAAUCCUUCCAAAGGAUGGAUAAAUCUACAAACACCCUAAAUGUUGUUGAUUGA